This is a messenger RNA of Cuscuta campestris, 1616 nucleotides long. The record is from the annotation of a GenBank genome assembly. Lineage: Eukaryota; Viridiplantae; Streptophyta; Magnoliopsida; Solanales; Convolvulaceae.
AAACCCCAAAUCGGAGAAAAAACCACGAAGCCUUCCACUAAUCACCAAGAAAAAUCAGUGGGUACACCAAGAAUCCUCUCUAAAUCAAUUAGAGGUAUACACAAUUAUCAAGCAACAACUUGGAACACCAAACAACAAUAAUCUUCACUCAAAAGUGAGAAAACCACACAAAAACGCAGCAGAGAAACAGAGCGUUUUUACCAACAUCGAGAGGUCAAAACAACAAUCCCACCGUUGGAUAUGAAGAAGAGGAUGUGAGGAACAACAUACUAAAAUUUCAUCCCGAUCGGAGCUCGUUUGGUCGUCGAUCGGAGCACAAAACCAGGCUGCACCUCUCUUUUUCUCCCUUCUUCCUUCUCUCGGUUUCACUCCAUUUUUCCUCUCUGUUUUGCUCUGUUCGGCUGCUCAAUUGUGUCCGUGACCAGCCACAAAAGGCUUUUGCCUUUUCUACAAAGUGGCAGCCCCAAAGAAACAUUGGAUAAAACAAAAGUGCUGCCGGAGAUGUGCUCAAAUGCACUAGAUUCAAGGACCCAAGUGCUUGAUGCAUUUGAGGCACAUGCAUCUUGUGCAACUUGUCUUGGCUCAACCCAUGAUCUGGUGCGCCGCGGAUCUUGGUUUGAUGAUUCAAUGUGGCUCGGUGGGGGUGGUUCUCAUCUAAGCAGGGCUUUCUCUGGAUUCUCUCCCAGUCGUGCACUCCACGGUAUUCUCCCUUGCGUCAUUCGCUCAAAGACUAAAGCCUUGGGGUUCCCGGUCUCCGCAUGGCACGACUGGCAAAACGUGGCCGUAAAACAGUGCAAGACUAUGAUACUGAGGAGGAGGCUAGGAAUAUCCAUGCCAAGAAAGCCCCGCUUGGAUGAGAACCACCCCAGCCGAGCCACGUUGAAUCAUCUAACCGAGAUCCGCGGCGCACCAGAUCGCGGGCUGAGCCAAGACAAGUUGCAGAAGAUGAAGCCCAUAGCCAGGUCCGGGUCCCGGCGUCUCAAUGCAUGGACCAACCCAAUCUGGGAAUGGGGGAUUUCCAAGAUGCAGCAGAGGUUAAACCACGGCCGGGUCUUUACAACCCGGAUGAAUACCCCAUUGGCUCCAGAGAUAUUUGCAAAACCAUACCCGGUGGGAUUUAAGGUCCCAUUUGUCAAACGAUAUGAUGGGGAAUCGGAUCCCCAAGAGCACAUAAAGAGUUACGUGCAGAUGAUGAUAGCCGUGGAUGCAAUAGAUGCCCUGAUGUGUCGUUUUUUCCAGACCAUCGAUAAUACGGUGGCGGACUGGGUCAACGGUAUUCCUUUUGGGUCGAUUCAGACCUGGGACCAGUUGGGUAUGGGCUUCUUGGAGCAUUUAGCUUGGAAUUGCUGCCCGAAGAAGCAUUUCACACACCUGGCUUCGAUACGCCAGAAGAAUGGAGAAUCCUUGAAGAAAUUUCUGACACGUUGGAGGAAGGAAUCCAGGGAUAUGUGGCUUAAAUUCUAUGUAGUGUGAUAAUGUGAUAAGAUAGGCAGAAAGAUUUUUUUGGACGGGGUAGAGAGAACUUAAUUAAACGAAUGUUCUAGCAAAAAAAUUGCUCUGGAUACUCUCUACCUACCAGGGCACCAUAUUAUCCCAAAUAACUUAAGAGAUAUUUA